CCUAAUUAAACAAAAUGGCAUCAUCUCUUCCACAGUUUUAUGGCGCUGAUUUCACAACAUUUUCCGGCGAGACUUCUUCACAGUUUCACGGCUCUUCUUCAUGUCCUGACGUAGACUCUGCGUUAUCUAGCUACCUUGACGACUGUUAUGGUUCCUUUAACACCUCUUCUAAUCCAGAAUCCAUCUUUGUACCCCAAGUUUUUGCGAUUUCUGACGUCGUCUCUGUGCCUGAAUACAACAAUUACUACCAGAAAAUGAGUGUGAAUAAUGCCACACAAUACUUUCACGGUGGAGAUCAAGAAUACUACGGAUUUUCACCGGAGAUCAAGCCCUUGUUCCGUCCGGCCACAGGAGAGCAAUCCUGGCAGGGAAAUAGUGAAGGAGGGAUACAAGCAGAUCAGCCAAACAUAAAAGUGGGGCGCUAUUCGGUGGAGGAACGUAAAGACAGAAUUAUGAGGUACUUGAAGAAAAAGAACCAACGCAACUUCAAUAAGACCAUCAAGUAUGUUUGUCGUAAAACCCUAGCCGACCGGCGAGUUCGCGUCCGGGGCCGAUUUGCCAGAAACAAUGAAACAUGUGAAGAACAAUCUCACAUGUCUAAGAAUCACAACAACCAUUCUGAAAAAGACGAAGAUAUGUUUUCAGGAUCGGACGACUAUCUAAUGCAGCAGAUGGAACAUGAUGACGGAUGGCUUCACGAAGCAAUGUCCACCCUCAUUCCUUUCCCUUGUGAAUUUGACCCGCCUGGAGAUGCUCAUCAUCCAAACACGUGGAGCUUCUGAUCUUAAUUACUACAUAUCAAAAUUUACUUAAUUCCGAAUCAAUUAAUGUCGCUAGCUAGCUAUUGAAUUUGAUCAGUUAGUUUAGUUUACUUAAGCAACUUAUUUAUAAUUUUCAUGGUAGAUUUAUCAUAAUGUACUUAAUUAUUCCUGGGGUUAAUGAACAUGAAGAUUCUGUCUAGUGAAUAAAAUAAAAGAACUUCACUUUUUA
Camelina sativa (false flax) is the source of this 990-nucleotide messenger RNA. RefSeq names its product activator of spomin::LUC2 (gene ASML2). The record is from RefSeq and is a predicted model, not a curated record. Gene Ontology annotation, biological process: regulation of flower development. Gene Ontology annotation, cellular component: nucleus. NCBI's taxonomy places the organism in Eukaryota, Viridiplantae, Streptophyta, Magnoliopsida, Brassicales, Brassicaceae. Gene Ontology annotation, molecular function: DNA-binding transcription factor activity; protein binding.